Molecule: messenger RNA, 2945 nt
Organism: Onychomys torridus (southern grasshopper mouse)
Lineage: Eukaryota; Metazoa; Chordata; Mammalia; Rodentia; Cricetidae
Gene: CXHXorf38
Product: chromosome X CXorf38 homolog
Exons: 7
Coding region: 1519-2481 (320 amino acids)
Source: RefSeq, a predicted model, not a curated record
CAAGGUCUUUCCAUGUUGCUUAGGCUGGCCUUGAACCUCGUAGGUCCAAGUGAUCCACCUCUGAGUACUGGGAAGACAGGUGUGUCCCAUCACCCCUACUUUCAAGUGUUCUUGAUACAAAAUUUAUACUUUUAAACAUUUUAAGAAAACUUACGAUGAAAAGUGAGAAAAGGAAAAAUAUUAAUUAAUACUAAUAUUAGUUGGGUUUUGUGGAAUUUUUCAUUUGCUUUGAUGGGAAUGGGGUAUUUGGAUUUGCUUUCGAUGGAUUUAAUAUUGAGGUUAGUAAGACCAAAUUAAGAGACGCCUGCCUGCACUGUACUUUGAGUCUUCAGAUCACCAGGUCUAAUCUGGUUUCAUAACUUGUCCCCACUUCCUCUGGCUAGUGAUUUGAUAUAAUUCUUUGUCUAAUAAUGUAACUGAUGGAUGAAAGAGCAUAUUUAGGUCAAUAUAAAAUGAGAGCUAGCAUUUACUGAGAGCUUACUGUAUGCCAGGCAUCAUUCUAAGUGUUUCAAUGUGUAUAAAUGCCCCUUACCACACUGUGAGGUAAGUAUUAAUAACCUCCUCUUACAGAUGAUAAACAGAGCCACAAAGAAGUAAAGUCAUUAAUUAGGAUUAAAAUUAGGAUCAGCCAAGAUCAAACCACAAAAUAAAUUGGCAGUUUGAACCCAGAGCUAGUGCACCUGAACUCUGCCUAUGCUGUGAACCAUGCAGUCUUGAGAAGGCUUCUAUGUUUUUUACAUCCUUCAUUCAGGGUCUUUUGAUUACACACAAUUUCACCAUGUUUUCCAAGCUAAAGAAACUCACUGAAAGCAUCUAAAACAAUGACUUUUUCUCACUCCACAUUGACAGUCUAAUGCAUUCUGACAGCGGAAACAACUGUGGUGAAUGUUUUCUGGAGGGUCCAGGAACCACAUUGUCCCCUUUGUCUCUCUCUGCCAGGUGCUCCAGUUAUGGAGAUUCUGGCCCUAGUGUCAGCAUAGCACAUGCCGGGGGCACACAACACAACAGACCCGCGCUUCAGGCAGAGACUGUUUUGAUGUCUGGGAUUCACUGCGGUUAUUCUGUAGCUUUAGGAAUGAAUACAAGGAACAUAUGUCAUUCAAGAAACGUGCCUUAAGCACUACUCCAUCUUUACAAUUAAGGAGUCAAAAUGGGAGACCGUACAUCUGGUCGGUUAGAGAGUCAGCAGGGUAUUUGGGGAAAUGAGAAUUAAAGCCCAAGGGCUUUAGUCAGAGAAGCUGCAUCUUAAUGAAGUCUACAAACCUUAGGCGGUUCCUUUAAGCUGUGGAGCUGCGGCUUCCCGGACGUGGAAGAAUGGCACGCCUCUAGCCUCUGUCACCUGUGACGACGCUAAGCGUGGGGGUGGUUUCUGGGUGGGGCUGCGCCUGCGCUGCGUGGAAGCUUCGCCAACGCUUGCGCUGUGGAAGCUUCCCAUGGUCCCGCGCGUGCGUACUGCCGCUGCGUCCCCAUCCCCCCCCCCCCCCCCUCCGCGCGCCUUUCACACCCCGGGCGUGAGACAUGGUGUUGUCGGAGCUGGCGGCGCGCCUUAAUUGCACUGAGUACAAAAACUGGGUGAAGGCAGGACACUGCCUGCUACUGCUGCGCGGCUGCCUGCAGGGCUUCGUCGGCCGCGAGGUGCUCUCCUUCCAUCGCGGACUGCUCGCUGCAGUUCCCGGCCUUGGUCCCCACGCCACCUGCCGCGGCGGCUCCCGGUGCAGCCCGCGCGCUCGCCAGUUUCAGCCUCACUGUCAAGUGUGCACAGAGUGGAAACGCGAGAUCUUGAGGCAUCAUGUCAACAGAAAUGGAGACGUGCACUGGGGAAACUGCCGGCCUGGCCUCUGGCCCGUGGACGCUUGGGAGGUAGCCAAGGCCUUCAUGCCUCGAGGACUGGCAGACAAACGAGGACCUGAGGAAUGUGAUGCAGUUGCUCUAUUGAGUCUCAUCAACUCCUGCGAUCACUUCAUGGUUGACCGGAAGAAAGUCACAGAGGUAAUUCGGUGUCGGAACGAGAUAAUGCACUCUUCAGAGAUGAAAGUAUCUUCUACGUGGCUUCAAGAUUUUCAGAUAAAGAUCCAAAAUUUUCUCAAUGAAUUCAAGAAUAUUCCAGAGAUUGUAGCAGUAUAUUCCAGAAUAGAACAGCUGCUGACAUCUGACUGGGCUGUUCACAUUCCUGAGGAGGAUGAAAGAGAUGGGUGUGAAUUUGAAACAGGAAGUUACUUGAGUGUGAGCCAAAUCCAUGAAAUUGAAACGGAAUUGUUGAAGGAAAAACUGCAAGAGAUGUAUCUUCAAGCAGCCACAGAAGAGGUGUUGCCAGAAGAGAUCUCAAAUCGACUGGAUGUGGUAAAAGCAUUUCUGGAAAACAACACAGAUCUCAGAAAUGGCCUUACAGAAGAUGUGCAGAAGCUAGACAGCCUCCAUCUCCAGCAUCAGAAACAGACUUCAAAGGAUGCUGAGAGACAGCUACCUGAAAGGAAGCCUUGAGGUCAAUGGAAUUAGACUUCUUCGGGUCAACUCGGGACUUUGCUGUAUUCCCAAAACUGCAUAGAAGAAACACUCCAUGCAAACAUGAGUUCGCUCCUUCACCUGUCAGCUGCCUGCCCAAGAUUGAAUCUGCAGAGACUGGCUGGAGAGAGACUGUAUUUGGCCUAUAUUUUGACUUUGGAACCCAUGUGAAUGCAAAUGUGCCUGCAGCUUGGUGGUUUCAUUUCCUGGUUGCUGUUUGCUUUUAGUCUUACCUUUUCUUUCUCCCUUCAUUGUUCUCCCUUCUCAAGAGUAAAACAAACAACAACAACAAAAAAACCUUAAUGAAAUACCUCCUUUCUAGAUCAGAGGACUCUUGAUUCACUAACUCACAAAGACCUGGUUUCUAACUAGAAAGCUAAGAUCUGAACCUUGCCGAGUGGUGGUGGCGCGCGCCUUUAAUCCCAGCACUUGAGAGGCAGAGG